This is a messenger RNA of Cannabis sativa, 559 nucleotides long. RefSeq lists its product as uncharacterized. Bases 113 to 385 code for a protein of 90 amino acids. The transcript has 3 exons. NCBI's taxonomy places the organism in Eukaryota, Viridiplantae, Streptophyta, Magnoliopsida, Rosales, Cannabaceae. The record is from RefSeq and is a predicted model, not a curated record.
AAUAUUUAUUCAUAUUCAGACACAGUUCUUCACAAGUUCAAAUUCAUGUUCUCUCUCUCUCUCUUCAUUCGCUGUAGUUGGUUCAUAGAACAAGAGUCCUGGAGUUUCCGCCAUGAAAGAAGAUUACGAGAUUGAAGAGAAAAAGCAAGCUGCAGCUGAUGUAUUGUUCCAAAAUUCCAAGUUUGUGAUGGCAUGCAUUGGAAAUCAAGUCAAGCCUAGUGACUUGAGGUUGCAUUUGAUGAAGGAGAUUUCAGGGAUGUCCACUUCUCUGAAAAAAGAGUCAUCACAGCCACCAGCAGCCUCUGCCUCUCCAGAAGCAAUGGGCGAGUCGUCAAGUUCUGGUACAACUAGACUCGAAAAAGCAGACAGUUUUCGGAACCUUUAGUUUGAAGCAGCUAUCACUCCUCUUCUGUUCAUGUUCUUGUCCGAAUAUGAUCUCUGAUAUUCUUCUUUUUGUUGAUUUUGUUGAAACAUUGGGUUUAUUUUUCCAUGUAGAAUGAAAUGUAGAACAUAAUUUCCAUAGUUUUUGUGCAUUCAUCUGGUUUUUCCCUUCUUAUUA